AUGUUGCGAGUAGCGAAUAAAGAAGGCUGGAAUGUUGCGUUGGCCUUGAAAGAUCCAGCUAGUGAAGAUCUACUAGAGGCUUCUCUUAAGGAGAAGUUAAUAUUAGCGAGACAAUCAGUAAGAAGUAAAAAGCGUAAAACAGAUUACUCAUCUGUAGCCACAUCUUCAAGUAGUAUGGCAUUUUACCAUACAACUGUACCUCAGCAGCAGCUACCUAGUCAGUUAAGCCAGUACUCACCCUACGGUCAAAUGACACAACAGUUUUUUGGCGGGCAACUACCAGUGCAGAAUACUGAAAAGAAGACAGAGAGGUUAAGCAAUAUAAUUUGCUAUGUUUGUGAAGAAAAGGGUCACAUUGCUACUAACUGCCCUCCAAAAAAGGCUGGUUGUGGAGGAACCAGGGGUCGUGCAGUCUGUUGUAGUGAAGGUUCAUACAAAAGAGGCAGUAGACUACUAGAAAAGAAUUAUAAAGCCAGUGGCAUUGGUAAUAGUUUGGUUGGAGAGAGGGAUACUGUUAUUUCCAAAAGGUGUAAAAUCUCUGUCAAUGGAAGUGGUUCCAAGACAAUUCAGUUUCACAAAAGAGGAAUCGAAAUGGCUAGAGAAAGAGUUAAGCAGAUUUUGCAGUUCGGGUGCAAUUCGUUGGGUGGUAAGGUACUUGGGUUUGGAGAUAGAUAUGGUCCUAGCCCAAGUGCGAGUUAUACAGAAAAAGCUGGAGUUGAUAAGGGAGGAGCUAGGGUCUCUAAAGUUGCUGCAGAAAGUGAGUGUAAGGAAUCUAGAAUGCAAGGCUACUCUAAUUUUAAUUCUGCCAGUCUGGGAGUUAGCAUCAUGGUUAGAGAGAGCCUUGCAAAACCCAAAUUGGAAAUUAAUUGCAGCAAAAGUGGAAUAGUCAAGGAAUUGUUGAUGCAUGCUGAGUCUCUUGCACUUAAUUCUGUAGGCCCUUCUCAAAGAUCCCGUUGGUUGGAUAUGUCAGGACAAAGUUCACAUGUGCAAGCUUGCUUGAAUACCUUAUCUAAAAGAUGGAGAAGGACUGGUCGUAUGGACUUAACAGAAAAUUUAAGAAUUAAGGAGGCGUUUAGGGGUUUGAGACUACUUAGAGCUCAAGAUCAGGAUGCACCUUGGCCUUGGGACCUCUUUCCUUUAGAGGCUCUUAAAAGAUUAAAAGAUAUUGAGGAUAGGAGUAAUCUGUUAUGGGUAAAAAUUAGAAGAUCAAAGAAUGAUCCAUUCGCUAAUGGGAAAUUUGUUCCAGUUGAGAGGAUUGAAACAAUACAAGUGUCUGUUAAGAAGUGUAAAAAUGAAAAAGAAAAUUCUAACUCUGUUAGUAUGUCCCAAGAGAAGCCAACCAAAAAGUUGUCACGUCAUAUUCACUAUAAUAAAAAACAUAGACUCAAAAAGGAACAAAAUUCAAUCCUACCAGUAGAGCAUAAUGAGCCUAUACCUAGUGAUGUACAUGGACAUACGUCCAAGUCAAAUCGUUAG
Molecule: messenger RNA, 1476 nt
Organism: Scutellospora calospora
Lineage: Eukaryota; Fungi; Glomeromycota; Glomeromycetes; Diversisporales; Gigasporaceae
Source: the annotation of a GenBank genome assembly